AUGGCCGAUUUAGAUGAAAUUCAGAGAAUAUAUGACAUUGUGGACGAAAACGCAGAUGGAAUGGUGAGCGUUGAUGAAAUGCAUGGCUAUCAUCAAGCCAAUGAAGAAAAAGAUGAGUCGGAGGAUCUGUUGGAGGCAUUUAGGAGUUUUGAUCAGAACAAAGAUGGGACGUACAUUUCAUCUGACGAGCUUCAGAAUGUGCUGUCCACAAUGGGAUUGAUUGCCCAGCGACAAGAUUCGCAAACGUGCGAGGAAAUGAUCUGUAGAUUUGAUUCAGAUUGCAAUGGAGUUUGGAUUUCUUCUGAAUUAAAAAAUAUGAUGUCUCCCUGA
This is a messenger RNA of Cryptomeria japonica (Japanese cedar), 330 nucleotides long. RefSeq names its product calmodulin-like protein 2. The transcript is spliced from 2 exons. Gene Ontology annotation, molecular function: calcium ion binding. Lineage: Eukaryota; Viridiplantae; Streptophyta; Pinopsida; Cupressales; Cupressaceae. The record is from RefSeq and is a predicted model, not a curated record. Bases 1 to 330 code for a protein of 109 amino acids.